Messenger RNA from Oikopleura dioica, 726 nucleotides. NCBI's taxonomy places the organism in Eukaryota, Metazoa, Chordata, Appendicularia, Copelata, Oikopleuridae. The record is from the annotation of a GenBank genome assembly.
AUGUCAAUGUUUGUCAAAUUCAACGGUGUCAAAGGACACUCAGACUUCCAGAUGAAAAUCAACCAACACGGCACCACCGAUCACGAUUUCGAGUUUUCCUGCGGAUGUGGCUUCCGUGUUCCUUCCUUUCUCAAAGAGCAAUGCGUUGAUCUUUGGUGCUGGAUGCAAGGCCUCUACGAAGGAGUCGAAGUCGAAAAAGAAAAAUCUCACUGGAAAGAUCGUGAUUUCAAGCGAACUCCUCAUGUCUUCUGCGACAAAGACGACGAACACAUGAACCGCAUUAUCGAAAUGGUCUUCACCCGAAGAGAGCGUCUCAACGCAUCACCCGAAUACCCUGCUGCUUUCAAAUUGGAGGAGAAAACGAUGGGCGAAGAUUUGAUGCUUCAAAUCUGGUACAAGACACUCCUCACUGUCGACCAGCAGCUCUUCAUCGAGGUUCCUGCCCGAAAUGGCGAAGAGAUCUGGACUGACGAGUUGAAGCGAAGGGUUGCGGCCGACGGUGAGUUCAUCAGACUUGGUUCGUUUUCGGUUGAGCCAACAAAGAAAGCCUGCUUUCCGAAAAAGGAGAAGACCUCAAGCAAGAAAACAAAUGCCCCCAGAAAGAAGCCCCUGAUGAAUGAUGAUGAGCUGAUCAGACUCUUCAGUCAGCCUGCAACCAACCAGAAGAAAAACAAGAAGACCAAGAAGAACAAUCAGCGUAAAACCAAGAAAACUGCCAAGAAGUAA